Molecule: messenger RNA, 984 nt
Organism: Diospyros lotus (date-plum)
Lineage: Eukaryota; Viridiplantae; Streptophyta; Magnoliopsida; Ericales; Ebenaceae
Product: bidirectional sugar transporter SWEET16-like
Exons: 8
Coding region: 1-984 (327 amino acids)
Biological process (GO): carbohydrate transport
Cellular component (GO): membrane
Molecular function (GO): sugar transmembrane transporter activity
Source: RefSeq, a predicted model, not a curated record
AUGGUUAAGGCAGAUGUCAUUGUCGGGAUCUUUGGGAACAUUCUGUCCAUACUAACUUUUCUAGCUCCAAUAGGGACAUUUCGAAAAAUUGUGAAGAACAAGUCGGCUGAGAAUUAUGAUGGAUUCCCAUACAUAACGACGCUUCUGAGCACAAGCUUUUGGACUUUUUAUGGGCUUCUGGAUCCGGACGACGGUAUCCUAAUUGUCACAGUAAACAGUGUCGGCGUAGUCUCGCAAAUCUUCUAUAACACAAUAUACCUUCUCUAUGCUCCCAGGAACAAAAGGGUUAAGUCGCUGAGAUUGUUGGCGAUUCUAAACGUAUUGGUUCUCGGGACGGUCAUAGCAGUGACUCUUCUGGCCUUCCAUGGCGAUGCUCGACGAACUUUCAUCGGAGUUCUCUGUGCAACGGUCACCAUAGGAAUGUAUGCAGCUCCUCUGAAAGGCAUGGGAACGGCGAUAAGAACAAAGAGUGUGGAGUACGUGCCAUUUUUCCUAUCGUUCUUCCUGUUUCUGAACGCCGGCGCCUGGUUCACCUUUGCCAUGCUGCUCAAAGAUUUCUAUGUCCUUGUGCCAAAUGCGGUUGGAAUCGUGCUGGGCGCAGCCCAGUUAGGCAUCUACAUGGUUUACCGGAAGCGGUCGCCGGCGGCGAUGGAGAUGGAUGAAGAGGGCGGUGUGAAAAGGAGUGAUCCCGUUGAGAACGACGACGAUGAAGCUCAUGGCAAGAACAAAUUAGGAGCAAGUAUUCGGAGCCCAUCCUUGUCCAGACAACACAGCUUGAAGGAAACCAUGAAGGGCAACGAGGAGUUGGAUGUUGAAAAUGGGGGUGGUGAGCCCGGGUAUGACGAGGACACUUGCUGUUGGUUAGGACUUGGGAAGAAUCACAAUUUUGGGAGGUAUGAUUGCUUCAGGAGGAUAUCCGACUUCGAGAGGAAAGUCUACGGGAGGAGGUGCAACUUCGAGAACAGGUUUGAGCGCCUUGAAUAG